AUAAAAGUAAUGCCAGAAAAAACAAUGUGUCAAAUUUUGACAGUUACGAAUGUCAAUAAAACGUAAAUUUGAACGCAAUUUUUUUUAUUUAUUUACAUGGAGAAACAUUAUAAAGUUCUCGUAGUAGCUACUGGUAGCGUAGCUGCACUUAAACUACCACUUUUAGUUAAAAGCUUAUUAACAAAGCCUGACAAAAACUUUAAUUUUGAGGUCCGAGUUUUAGUGACAGAACAUGCUAAACACUUCUUCAAAACGUCAGACAUACCAUCUCAAGUUCCUGUUUAUGAUGACAGUACAGAAUGGAAUGCAUGGAAAGACCGAGGAGACCCAGUGUUGCAUAUAGAGCUUGGCAAAUGGGCCGACCUCAUGGUGAUAGCUCCGUUAGAUGCUAACACUCUAGCUAAAAUGGCACAGGGAAUUUGUGACAACCUAGUAACAUGCACAACCAGAGCAUGGGAUAUGAAGAAACCAUUGAUCUUCUGUCCCGCAAUGAACACUCGGAUGUGGGAGCAUCCCAUCACAGCCAAACAGGUGCAAACCUUGAAGGAAUGGGGCCAUAUUGAGAUGCCUCCUAUCAGCAAACAGUUGAUAUGUGGUGACACUGGUGUGGGAGCGAUGGCCGAAGUUGAUGAUAUUGUUAAAAGAAUACUAAGUAUAUUGUCCAGUACAGUGACUACAUAGGUUGAUCUAAAUACUAGUUUUGCCCGCGGCUUCGCCCGCGUAAAAGAGUUUUCUGGAAUAGAAACUAGCUCCAAACCAAAUUUCAUAAAAAUAUGUUCAGUAGAUUUUGAGAAAAUUAAUAACGUACAGACAGAGAGAAAAAGGAAGUUUGUUUUAUAAUAUGUAUAAAUAGAACUAUAAAAUGAAAGAGUGGUAGAUACAAGCUGUAGGUUGGUCACUCUGAAAAAUAUUUGCAUAAAAUCACUGUUAUCACUCAAAACAAUUGCCAAAACAUUGCCUCUGUAUUAUGCACUAAAUUUUGGGAAAAUGAAUUGUUAAUGCCAAUGUUUACCAUUUACAUUUAGGGCCCUAUUGAUGUUUAAAUUAAACCAAUAAUAAAAUUAAUUGGAUUGCGACAAUGAAAAGACGGUUGACAGAAUAUUGAGGGAAACUGCAGGCCUGGGUAAUUAAUGUUGGAGCUAUUUGUCACAAGAUAGGGGAAAAACAUUUAUGAUAUUUCCUGUUGUGAUCUUAGUCUGAUGCUAGUAGCAGAAUGAAAAUGAAGCCAAAGUAGUAUAGCUCAGCUCGCAUUGUGGUGAUUUCUUGUAAAACUUGUGUGCAGACUGCAAACUUUGUAAAGUGAUCUGUAACUUUUUGAGUUAUGGAAACAGCGCUCAAUAUAAUUUAGCUUGGUUUUCAGCCUGCAAACUGCAUCAAUGAUGACUAAGGAAUAUUUCAAAAAUUUACAGAAGAAAAACAAUUGUAAUAUUAUUUGUUAUCAUAGUCUGAUGGCAAUUUAUAGAUUCAACUUUCGCAUUAGAGAACACUGAGUGAGUGUUAAAAGUAUUGCCUUUAUAGGUAUUAAUGGAAUUUCGAAAUUAAACUAUUAAUGUUAUACUGAUCCAGAAUCUGGCACAUACAUAAAUAUUGUUUAACCCCAGAAAAAAACCCAGGUUAACCUAUUUCAUAGGAAUGUAACACAUAAUACUAUAAUAAUACUACUAUAAUACUACUGUCAGUGGCCUUAAGUGUACCGAAAGUAAACAAAGCUCCCAAGUUUCAGUUUCUCAAGUAAGAUCCAAAAAAGGUCCCCUGAGGCACCAAGCCAGGCCCCAUACGGUUGCUCAGUCCGUCCCCACCUAAGGCCGUCACUGGCUGUCAUUUGCAAAAAAACCUUACACUUUAUUUAUAUUUACUAUGUUACGAUAUUAUAUUGUUAAUAUGUUGAAAUAAAAGAUGGAACUCAUUUAAA
Manduca sexta (tobacco hornworm) is the source of this 1912-nucleotide messenger RNA. RefSeq names its product phosphopantothenoylcysteine decarboxylase (gene Ppcdc). Gene Ontology annotation, cellular component: phosphopantothenoylcysteine decarboxylase complex. Gene Ontology annotation, molecular function: FMN binding; phosphopantothenoylcysteine decarboxylase activity. The record is from RefSeq and is a predicted model, not a curated record. The transcript has 3 exons. NCBI's taxonomy places the organism in Eukaryota, Metazoa, Arthropoda, Insecta, Lepidoptera, Sphingidae. Bases 97 to 681 code for a protein of 194 amino acids. Gene Ontology annotation, biological process: coenzyme A biosynthetic process.